AUGGGAUGGGAUGGGAUGGGAUGGGAUGGGGUAUGGUUUUUGGUGGCUUUUUGGUGUGAGAGGAGGAAGGCAGAGAGGAUGCGGUGGUGGUUUUACUUACUCUUAGUUACUUACUGUAUGGAUGAUGGUGUCAGAUGGGCAAUGAGGCCCACCGGGAUGGGACGAGGCGCACCAUCGACGUCAACAGGGAGGGAGCAGAGGAUGGGAUGGACCAACCAGUGGACGGAAGGUUGGGCCGGUUGUCGCGGGGGAAAGGCAACUUGGACUCUCACUGGCCACCGCGAUCAGCCGCCAGCCCGUGGAUCCUUUUAG
Messenger RNA from Aspergillus niger, 312 nucleotides. RefSeq lists its product as hypothetical. The record is from RefSeq and is a predicted model, not a curated record. Bases 1 to 312 code for a protein of 103 amino acids. The transcript has a single exon. NCBI's taxonomy places the organism in Eukaryota, Fungi, Ascomycota, Eurotiomycetes, Eurotiales, Aspergillaceae.